CCUGUCUCUACAGAAAAUAUAGAAAUUAGCUGGGCGUGGUGGCGUGUGCCUGUGGUCCUAGCUACUCAGAAGGCUGAGGUUCGAGGAUUGCUUGAGCCCAAGAGUUCCAGGUUACAAUGGCAGUGCUGUGUGUGAUCACACCACCGCUGCACUCCAGUCUGGGCGACAGAGCCAGAGCCUUUGCUUCUGUGUCCUGCGGCUCCUAACGAUGUGGGAUAUUAACUGCAACAUGGACAUCUGUUCAACUUGUACUCAACUCUGAGCGCACAUACACUAUGGAGGCAGCCUGAGUGUGCAGUGUUUAUAGAAGUGGAAUGAGUGGUUCUAAAUAACCAAAGGUUAAAAUCCCAGAAAUCAACAAUAGAAAGGAGAGCUAGGCAUUAAGAGAUAGAAGAAUAUACCUCCCCAAAAUAUGCAUGUUUGAUAUAAGAAUUAUUUUGAGCUGAAGGCACUUGAAGAGCAGCAGGUGCAAGAAGGGCCCUUUGACCCCUUUUCCUGAAAGCAGGAGGUGAACCCUCCCUGGGAAAGGUGCUUCCCUCUACCAGGGGGGUGAUACAGCAUGAUGGCAUGUGGACUGAAGCACAGCAGAAAUGUGUACAAACAGACUUUGUUAAAAUAGCUCUUAUUGCCAGGGGCAGUGGCUCCUGCCUGUAAUCCCAGCACUUUGGGAGACCCAGGCAGGUGGAUCACCUGAGGUCAGGAGCUCCAGACCAGCCUGGCCAACGUGGUGAAACCCCAUCUCUACUAAAACAAACAUACAAAAAAAUUAGCUGGGUGUGGUGGUGUGCACCUGUAGUCCCAGCUACUUGGGCGGCAGAGGCAGGAGAAUCUCUUGAACCCAAGGAGGUGUAGGUUGCAGUGAGCCGAGAUCAUGCCACUGCACUCCAGCCUGGGUGACAGAGUGAGACUCUGUAUCAAACAAACAAUAAAUAGCUCUUAUCUUCCUCCAGCCUCCCCAGGUAUUCCAGUUGCUUUCUCACAAUUAGCUACCCUUUGUUCAGUCCAGGGGAUGAGCACUUACGCCUGACCACUCCAGGUCAUCAUUUUGCCGUGUUCAUGUAAAAAUGGAACGUGUCUGCUUUCUCCCAUUAAUCUGUCUUCUUUUGUCUCAGCCCAUACAGGCUGCUAGGACAAAGUGCCAUGGACUUGGUGGUUUAUAAGCAACAGGAAUUUAUGGUUCACGGAUCUGAUGGCCGGCAAGCCCAAGGUCAUGUUGUGAACAGAUUCAGCUUCUGGUGAGAUCCUGCUUUGUGGUUCACAGACGGGGCCUUCUCACUGUGUUCUUACGUGGUACAAGGGGCAAGGGAGUUCUCUGGGGUCCCUUUUCUAAGGGACUAAUCCUAUUCAGGAAGGCUAGAGUGCAAUCUCGGCUUAACGAAACCUCCGCCUCCCGGGUUCAAGCGAUUCUCCUGCCUCAGCCUCCCAAGUAGCUGGGACUACAGGCACACACUACCACGCCCAGCCAAUUUUUGUAUUUUUUGUAAGGAUGGGAUUUCACCAUGUUGACUGGGAUGAUCUCAAUCUCCUGACCUUGUGAUCUGCCUGCCUCGGCCUCCCAAAGUGCUGGGAUUACAGGCGUGAGCCCCUGCACCUGGCCUAUUCCUUUACUUGCUUCCACUUUAUGGAUUUGCCCCGUAUUCCUUCUUGCCCAAGAUCCAAAACCCCCUCUUGGGGGUCUGGAUCAGGACCUGUUCCUGGCAAUGAAACCACCUGGGCUGGCGGCAAGACCCAGCCUGCCCCCCACCAGGGGACCUGACCCUCCAGUCGGUCCCUCCAACCUGACGCCCCAGGAUUGGGAUGCCCCUCUUUGGACCCUCAUCCUGAUGCUGACCGCCCACUAGAGAUCUUAGGGCUCGCUGCUCCCCGGGACCCCCUUCAAGCUCCAUCAACCACAAUGGUCCCUGCUGCCUCACUCCCACUGCAGCCCCAGCAAACGCCUCUCCAUUCCCUACCCCAACCCUCCAGCCUGAGGCUUAGCUGCCCUCCUGCAGCUCCAAACCCGGGUUGAGAAACCUCUUCAAAUCCCACUCCCCACCCAGGCUCACCUGCCCGUCCGCUCGCCCCUUGCCCCGCCAGCCGUCCCCAUUCCGCUCCCCACCUCCUCACUCCCAAGUAACCCCCAACUCCCCACCCGCCACACUCCUUUAAUCUUCCCUAAUAGUCCCACUCCAGGCCACUGAGACUCCUGUCCUCUCUGGGCUGCGGACCACAUCCUCCCCGCCGCCCAGCGAGCUCCCCGCUACGCCCGCCCCUGGCCAGUCCAGAUCCUCCCAUCCGCUGCCGCCUUCCUUCCGCCCCCACAACCACCCCCAACCUCUUCUAAGAGGCGCCGCCCCAUCCCCGCCCCGACCACCGCCCGUCCCCUCGCCCAGCACUCCCCCCGCUGACGCCACAAAGCCCCUCGGCCGUCUGCCCCCACGCCCGGGCCAGGCCGCGGUCUCCUGUGCUUCGUGGGGCAGACCCAGCCUCUGCCGGCUGCGCCAGGCGCGGUGCGGGGCCCCUCCGCUUGAGUACCCGUCCGCAGGCCUGGGUCACGACCUGAGCCCAACCUGGUCUUCCCCGCUCUCCAUCGCCCGCCUUCCCGCCUCCGCCGCGUCCCUGGAGAGGGUUCCAGAGUCCCUCAACUCGGGUACCCCCCAUCGUGUCUCCCAGGAGCCAUGGAGGUUGUGGAACUCGCCAGAAAGUUGCAGGAGGAAGCUACGUGCUCCAUCUGCCUGGACUACUUCACGGACCCUGUGAUGACCGCAUGUGGCCACAACUUCUGCCGCGCCUGCAUCCAGCUGAGCUGGGAGGAGGCGCAGGGCAAGAAGAGGAGGCGCAAGCGGAAGGGCUCCUUCCCCUGCCCCGAGUGCAGAGAGAUGUCCCUGCAGAAGAGCCUGCGGCCCAAUCGGCUGCUGACCAAGGUGGCUGAGAUGGCGCGGCAGCACCCUGGCCUAGAGAAGCGGGACCUGUGCCAGGAGCACCAGGAGCCCCUCAAGCUUUUCUGCCAGGAGGACCGGAGCCCCAUCUGCGUGGUGUGCAGGGAGUCCCGGGAGCACCAGCUGCACCGGGUGCUGCCUGUCGAGGAGGCAGUGCAGGGGUACAAGUUGAAGCUGGAGGAGAACAUGGAGUACCUACGGGAGAAGAUCACCAGGAUGGGGAAGCUGCAGGCCAGGGAGGAGCAGAGUUUAGCCAAGUGGCAGGUGGAGUUUCGCUCUUGUUGCCCAGGCUGGAGUGCAAUAGUGUGGUCUCAGCUCACUGCAACCUCAGCCUCCUGGAUUCAAGCAAUUCUCCUGCCUCAGCCUCCCAAGCAGCAAGGACUACAGGGCAAGGUGAAGGAGCGGAGAGAACGCAUUCUGCUGGAGUUUGAGAAGAUGAACCUCUACCUGGCAGAGGAAGAGCAGAGGCUCCUCUGGGCUCUGGAGAGGGAGGAGGAGGAGACUACCAGCAGGCUCCAGGACAGCGUGGCCUACCUGGACCAGCAGGGCCACUCCCUGGAGCUGCUGCUACUGCAGCUGGAGGAGCGGAGUACACAGGGGCCCCUCCAGAUGCUGCAGGACAUGAAGGAACCCUUGAGCAGGAAGAACAAUGCGAGUGUGCAGUGCCCAGAGGUCGCCCUCCCAGCCAGACCCAGGACUGUGUGCAGGGUUCCCGGACAGAUCGAAGUGCUCAGAGGCUUCCUAGAGGAGGUGGUGCCGGACCCCAGCUCCGCAUACCCCUACCUGCUCCUGUAUGAGGGCCGCCAGAGGUGCUACCUGGGCUCUCCGCCAGAGGAACACGGCUUCUGCACCAAAGACAGAUUCGUCGCUUACCCCUGUGCUGUGGGCCAGGCGACCUUCUCCUCGGGGAGGCAUUACUGGGAAGUGGGCCUGAACCUCACUGGGGAUGCGCUGUGGGCCCUGGGUGUGUGCAGAGAUGACGUGAGCCGGAAAGACAGGGUCACCAAGUGCCCCGAAAACGGCUUCUGGGUGGUGCAGCUGUCCAAGGGGACCAAGUACUUGCCUGCCAUGUCCACCCCCACCCCCACCCCUGUCAUGCUGAGGGAGCCUCCCAGCCACAUGGGCGUCUUCCUGGACUUUGAGGCCGGGGAGGUGUCGUUCUACAGUGUGAGCGAUGGGUCCCACCUGCACACCUACUCCCAGGCCACCUUCCUGGGCCCCCUGCAGCCUUUCUUCUGCCUGGGGGCGCCGAAGUCUGGUCAGAUGGUCAUCUCCACAGUCACCAUGUGGGUGAAGGAAUAGAUACCAGGCCGGGGGACUCUGGCACUGCCCCCGGCUCUGGAGAAGGCGGGGCCUUCUGCUCACUGCAGGCCACCUGCCAGGGAUCUCUGGCAUCACGCUGGCAGCCAAUAGCCAUGCAGGGGGGGUUCUCAAAGUCUACAACCAUGAUUAAAACCGUCAAACAUUAA
Messenger RNA from Callithrix jacchus (white-tufted-ear marmoset), 4387 nucleotides. It is a transcript of the gene TRIM17, whose product is annotated as tripartite motif containing 17. Lineage: Eukaryota; Metazoa; Chordata; Mammalia; Primates; Cebidae. Gene Ontology annotation, molecular function: zinc ion binding; protein binding. The record is from RefSeq and is a predicted model, not a curated record.